UCCAGGUCCAGGUCCAGGAUAUAAUAUCUGACAGCUACUGCCCGCUGUCCAUAGCUGCAACCAUUAUCCAUCCAGCUCGGGACCGUACAUUAGACAGGCGGUGUCGUGCAGUGUGCCUCUUCCCCAAAAACAAUUCUAGAGCUCACAGGGACGCUGGAUUUUGGCUUUCUAGGUCGAACGUUCGCUAAGGCCUGAUUGAGAGGCUUUUCCGAGAACCUCCACUACGUCUCUCGCUCAGUCUGCUCUGCUCUCAUUAAACAUAACCAGCUUCCUCACCAUCCUGCCAUGCGACCACGAUCCUCCACCUCUUGAAGACUCCUAAUCUACCCAUAUCCUUAACGAUCCAGACUCUCGUCCUCGACAGCUCCCGAUGAGAUCACCGCUUCCAACGAGAAUCUUGGUGCCAGGCCCAACGCAAGGGGAACAUUCCUUCGAUUGCUCGUUCUUCGACUCCCGAUGAAGACCUCAUCCAGACCUCGAGGAGAGAUUGGGGGAAGCUUCGCCAGCAGACGUGGGCAUGUCCCCCAGCUCUCAAUAAGUGAUACCAAUCACCAUGUUACUGAGGCAAUUGGGGACAUGUAUGGAGACGAUGACUACUCGAAACGCGACUCACGGCCUCUCAGCUUUAUAACCUCUCCUCUAAACGAUUCGAUCGAAGCGAAGACCUUUGUUACUUCACCACUACACGAAUCAUCUGGGCCAGGAGGAUCCUAUCUGGAUGUGGGCAGCUCCAGGCCAUCUCCGAACACGAAUGGGAAGACUGGGAAAAAGGCGCACACAUCGCCCGCCAUGCUACAGAGUCCAAGGAGCACGUCUUUUGACAAGGGGACGUUAUCUCCGACGUUAUCACUUCGAGAUCGUAAUGUCGCGGAAACAGCGAAUGCGCAAUUUCCGCUUAAUGAUAUAGACUAUGAGUCAAAUCCGGCAGCUGUUGCUCAAGAACUGAAUAAUCUCCAAGCUUUGAGGCGCAUGUCGAUGGAUGUGGGAAACACGAGCGAUCCGGAUCUGCCAUCAUUCCAAGGUGCUUCUUUUAUGCCAUCAAUUGCCCCAACAGGAGAUGAUGAUGAGGACGAUCCGUCAAGGUUGUUCUGGGUCCCAGCCCGGGUUCAUCCCGAGCUUGCGCCAAUGGAGUUCAAAACGUUCCUCGAAAAGAGAGUACAAUCGAUCAAGCGGCGAUCGGGCGAACAGGCAAGUCUAUCACCGGAUAGUCUCGAACGAAGUGGAUCUGGGAGUAGUCUGAGGAGGAAGAAAUCAAUGCUUUCGAGGCAAAUUGAUAAUGAUGGUGGGAGAGGGGCUGUUGGAUAUAAGGACGGUGCAGAGCAAUUGGAAAGGAAGAAGUCACUUUCUACACAGCAGACCCCGGAGUUGAAGAUCUCGGACCUGAAGGAACUUGAGUCUCUAGUUCGAGAUCCUACGAAGAUGCAGCAACUGAGUUUAGAUACCAGUAAUCGUAUGAAUGGGGAAAUGCCCGGAAACGAGGAUAUGCCAAUUUUACCACAAGCACCAGGCAUUGGUUUGAGGCGCUCCACAAGGACAACCUAUAGGAAAGGUAGCUUAAGGAAGGGAGAGAGGGUACCGUUCUCCAAAAGAGCUGGUGCUAUGAAUAUGAAAGCGGAUACCGACGGAGAAGAAUCUCCAGCAUCGUCCCCAAUUGACGGACGCCCUCCCAUAGGAUUCCCUCUUACCAGGGUCCAAUCGGAACCAACUUCGACAGAGAAUUUCUCACGCCCAACUCGCGGAGCCCGCCGACUACAGAAUCUUCCUCAGACGAGCCCGUCAGAUUCGGGUACAGAGGGUAGUGGAAAAGAUGACAAGCUGGGCCAAGCAGAAGCGAAGCCUACUAGAGAAGCCGCACCGCAAAUCCCACAACCUGGAAAUCUCCCUAGGAGCAGCACUUUUCCAAGAAAUGAUACUCCUGUUCCCCGCAUCAUUGAAACUCCUCCCCCACCGGAAGCUGUCGAAGCUCCACCUCCUCGACAAGCUCACCAGUUCCCUGAGAGAAAAUCUUCCCAGGCACCUGUGCCUUUGCAUCAUCAAGUGGUUCCUGAACCUCCAGCUCGAUCGAGUAGACGACCGACUUUGGACCGGCAAAACUCGUCAAAUCCACAAACGAUACCUAGGGCAGCUGCUCCUCAACAAACCUUGAAUGAUAUGGCACAACAUCCAUCUCCGCUCCCUGGAAGUAGUGCAAGCACUGAUACGCUCACAUUCAUUCCGACAUUGGAAGAGAAGAAGCAUGAGCGGAAGUCAAAGAAAGAGAAAGACGACGUAGAAACCUCGGCUUCUUCAAAGAAGCCAAGUUGGGGUUGGUUCAAAGGUAGCGACGAAAAGGAGAAGAAAGAUAAGAAAAGAGAGGAAGAUCACAAGAAGACCAAACCUAAGGUGGUCGUGGACAAAGCUCAUGAUAACACUCGACUCGAUGUGCUACAAUCAACCAUGGAUGCGGGAGUUCCACGAGGCCGGGAAAGCUUACUGCUGGACCGAGAAAGCAUAGAUCUGAAGCUGCAGGAUGAGAGGAAAAAAGAAAGCUCUCGCAAAUCAGGCGGAGAGCAUAAAAAGGAGAAGGACAGUCUCUUUUCGUCAUUCUUUAGCAGCAGCAAGAAGAAGGGUGAUCGUGAUUCAGGUGGAAAGAAAGGCAGCUCUCUUCGAACUCUUUCACCGGAGCCACCCCCUAGACAACUCAAACCAGAUAUCGACUAUUCUUGGACCAGGUUCUCUAUCCUCGAGGAGAGGGCUAUCUACAGGAUGGCACAUAUAAAGUUGGCAAAUCCGCGCCGGGCAUUAUAUAGCCAGGUUCUCUUGAGCAAUUUUAUGUACGCCUACUUAGCCAAGGUGCAACAAAUGCAUCCUCAGAUGCAAAUUCCUCAGUCUGCACUUCAGAAGAAGCAAGAAGCAGAGAGGCGACAGAAAGAGCAGGAACAACAACUACGCCAACAGCAGCAGCAACAGCAACCAGCCGAAAGUGGGGAGCAGUACAGAUAUGACUACCAUCAGUAUGCAGAGCAACAGCAAACUCCAAAGUCGGAAGGGGUCAAUUAUGUUGAUGAUUCUCAGAUCUACGAUUACGAUCACCAAGCAGAGUCGUCUCAUUCCCAAAGCUCCAAUAGGCCACAGUCCCGUGCAUCGCAGCAUAAUCAAGAGAAUGGGUAUGGAGAUCAAGGGCAAUAUGGGCGGCAGGGCAAGGACUAUUACCCCUAUGGACAUUCGGAUGACCACGACCAAGACCAGGAAGACGAAGCGGAUGACAUGUGGUGAUUGUACCAUACCUAGCAGAUACGCCCAACCUUCUUCUUGUUCUCAUGCAUUUACGAUGGAGUUUCGAGGCGUUUUCCAAGUCAGAAUAGGCCUUAAUUUUGGUGGGUCUGGUUCAAGAGUUUAUCUGGAGGU
Messenger RNA from Mollisia scopiformis, 3387 nucleotides. RefSeq lists its product as uncharacterized. The coding region runs from base 457 to 3255 and encodes 932 amino acids. The transcript is spliced from 4 exons. The record is from RefSeq and is a predicted model, not a curated record. Gene Ontology annotation, cellular component: cell septum; cytoplasm. Lineage: Eukaryota; Fungi; Ascomycota; Leotiomycetes; Helotiales; Mollisiaceae. Gene Ontology annotation, biological process: positive regulation of G2/M transition of mitotic cell cycle; establishment of cell polarity.